AAUCUUAUCCUAAUUUUUGACACGACCACAAAUUUGUUCUUUGCCACUAACCGUUUUAGACUGCAACACACAUAUUAUUAUAAACCAUGGCAUCAAGACAAUCGCAAAAGAGAUUGACAAAAGAAUACAAGUCAAUCCAAGCCAACCCACCACCUUAUAUUAUUGCUAAACCAAACGAUGAGAAUAUUCUAGAAUGGCACUAUGUCAUUACUGGUCCAGCCAAUACCCCGUACGAAGAUGGUCAAUAUCACGGAAUACUUCGGUUCCCCACUGAAUAUCCAUUCAAACCACCUUCAAUAUACAUGAAUACCCCAAAUGGAAGAUUUCAACAAAAUACCCGCUUGUGCCUUUCUAUGAGUGAUUUUCAUCCUGAUACUUGGAACCCAGCUUGGAGUGUGGCUACGAUAUUGACUGGACUUUUAAGUUUUAUGACUGGUGAUGAAACAACAACUGGUUCUAUAACCACCACUGAUAAUGUCAAGAGAAAAUUAGCCAAAGAUAGUAAAAAAUGGAAUAUGAGUGAAAAUCCUAGAUUUAAAAAGCAUUUUCCCGAUUUAGCUAAGCAGAAUGAAGAAGAUAUACAGAAGAUGAAAAUAGAGGAGCAAGAAGAAAAGCUUCACCAGAUUAAAGUGGGAGGUGCAGUUGAUCCAGAUAAACCUAUAGACUUAACUAAAUUGGAUAUGUUGGAUCCAGAGGAUCGGGCUAGGAUAUUAGUUGAACAGGAGAAAUUGGGUAUGGUUGCUCAAACCAACGGGUUUUCGGGAAUAACUUUGAUUGGAGUAGCUGUGGCUGCAUUUAUAGCAGCUUACUUCACCAUCUUGAGAAGAGGGUAAUCUGAUACCUUUAUAUUUGAUACGGAUUAUGAAACAGGAUACAUGGAAUAGAGAGUACAUUGUUGAAGAAAAAAGUAUGUGUACUUGUAAUGAUUUCUGUAAUGAAAUAUUCAAAUAGAUUAAAUUAUAUUAGUAUGUCAUAAUUUUUAAUAUUAAUAAAGUUGCACAAAUCUAAGUAACAUC
This is a messenger RNA of Spathaspora passalidarum NRRL Y-27907, 1016 nucleotides long. Its product is annotated as E2 ubiquitin-conjugating protein. The transcript has a single exon. The record is from RefSeq and is a predicted model, not a curated record. NCBI's taxonomy places the organism in Eukaryota, Fungi, Ascomycota, Pichiomycetes, Serinales, Debaryomycetaceae. The coding region runs from base 87 to 833 and encodes 248 amino acids.